[Candida] anglica is the source of this 4188-nucleotide messenger RNA. Lineage: Eukaryota; Fungi; Ascomycota; Pichiomycetes; Serinales; Debaryomycetaceae. The record is from the annotation of a GenBank genome assembly.
AUGCCUCAAAAUUUGUAUAUCAACGAAACCAAGAGUUGGUUGAGAUUUAAAGACUUACGUAACCAUACUGCUUGUGAUCGUUUGAGACUGGUUAUGUCGGUGUUUGGCGGAACAAAUGGUGCCCCUGGCUUUUCAUUUGCUCCACAGCUGCAGCAAGAAAAGUCUCGCAAUGGCACUGGUCAGUCAGGUUUUAACGACCCAAGAAGAAGUGGAUCUAAAAAGUACACCAAGAAUGAAAAUGACAAAAAUGGUAAUAAGAAUGGCAAUGGUAAUUCCACUAGACAACACAAUAACAAGAAGAAUACUCGAGGAGACAAGAAGAAAACGUACGUUCAUAAUGAAUCAUCUAAUGGUGGGUUUAACUCAUCUCCAUCUCCAUCAUCAUAUAGUGGCCUGGAUCCAUUGGACAUGCCCAACAAGGUGAUACCUAGACAGAACCCAAGUAAAUUACAAAGUUACUCGGAAGAGGAAAAACAAAUUACUGGACCUAUUUGUUCCAACCCAGAAUCCCUUGGAUUCCGUAGAAUAAAUCAACAAAGUGCAAGACCAAUACCGAAAUAUAUGCUUCAUCAACCACGAUUAUUGGUAACUCCUACGUUCCACCAAGACCCAUGGGAUAAACAGAACCAGGAUAAGAUGCUCUCAAUGGAGCAAUCUAACUCCGGUGACUAUCAAGGACUCUACGAAGAGUUUCAAAAAAUGAGAGAAACAGAACGGAAACAAAUGGAAGUUCUUGGUCUUGUGGAUGCUGAAAAUAUUAGUAAAGAUUUAAAUGAUGCUAUAUCAUUUCAAGGGUCAUGUGUAGAGAUGUGUCCUAUCUUUGAAAGAGUCAGAAGAGCCUUGGAAAAUAAUGUCAAGGCCCUUGAAAAAGACCCCGUGACGAAUAAGAUUAGUAGAGAAAGGGCAGUGAAGGCAUUUUCAAGACCUGCUGCUGGCCAACCACCACCGCUCCCAUCUGAAGUUCGUCCACCACAGGUCUUGAGUAAGACUUUGGAUUAUAUGAUAGACUACAUCCUUCCUCAAUUACCUGAAGCACAUUCUUUCAUUUGGGAUAGAACAAGAUCUAUACGUCAAGAUUUUACAUACCAAAAUUUCUUUGGACCUGAGGCGAUUGAUUGUAACGAAAAGAUUGUUAGAAUUCAUCUUGUCUCACUUCAUAUCAUGGCAGCAAGUGAUAUCGAAUAUUCUCAACAACAAGAAUUAGAGCAAUUCAAUAAGGCGUUGCAAACACUUCUUGAAAUCUAUCAAGACGUUCGUAAUCAUGGUGGAGAAGCUCCCAAUGAAGCUGAAUUUAGGGCAUAUUAUCUUUUGAGUCACAUCCGAGAUCCAGAACAAGAAAGAGAAAUUCAAACGUUACCACCUCAUAUUCUUGAGAAUAAUUUUGUUCAGUUGGCAUUGAUGUUCAGAAAUACAGUAUUACAAAGCGAUAUUGUUGAAAGAGGAUAUACCAAUACUGCUGGGUCCCUUAGUAUGUUCCUGGAAUUCUUCAGAAUGGUUUAUAGCCCUCAAGUUCCAUUUUUGAUGUCAUGUUUAUUGGAAACACACUUCAAUGAAAUCAGAUUUUAUGCAUUGAAAUCGAUGUCAAGAAGUUAUCAUACCAAGAGUAAGCCAUACUCUGCCGAAAAACUUCUGCACUUCUUGGGAUUUGAUACAGUUGAUAAACUCGUAAAGUUUGUCCAAUAUUAUGACAUCGAUGUCGUUGAAGACCCAACUAAUGGAUCGGUAGCAGUUGACUUGUUCAACAAGGAGAAAUGGGAAAGAAAGUACAAAUUGAAUUCACUUCAUGACAAGCCAAAGCUUAGUCAACCUUAUUCUCCUCAAUUGGACGUCAAAUUUCCUCGUAAUAACCUCAAACAAUUAAUUGAUAGUGGGUUUUCGAAUGCUGAUUUGAAAAUCAAAAAAUCAAGUAUUUUUAAAGUCCUCCCACCUACAAAAACUGUCAACAAAACUGCAUUCUCUACGGCAACAACUCCAUUUGCAUCUACCUUAAAUACUACUCCUUCAUUACAAACAGUUCCUCAGAAACAACAACCAAUACUACCCAAUUCUGCUUCCACUACAUUAUCUGGGUUCCUUGGUUCUUCUCAAACUGCUAAGCCCAUUGGCUUACCUCAAAUAUCGUUCUCUUCGGCUCCACUUAAAUUGGAGAAUAAUUUGCCAAAAAUUGAACCUCAACCAAUACAAAAUUCUGGACUUCCUGUCUUCGGUACACAAGUACAACCAGCAGUUCAAUUUUCUAAUCUGCAACAAUUCGGUACACAACUGAGUGUACCUUCAAUUGUCACCCCUAAGCCACGUGCUGCUCCGUCAUCCAUAAAACCACCAAGUAUACCAUCGUUCAAUUUCGGGAAAUCUGAACAGGUAAAACCAGCAUUAGAAGUGGCACCUCAGAAACCUGAGACUUCGUUACCAACUACCACCUCUAGUACGUUCACAUUUGGCAGUAAACCUGCGGAUACUGGGGAAACGCCUGUAAAGCAAAGUGUAUCUAAUUCUUUGACUAACGGUAUACCUCCUCCAAAUGUUACAGUCGCUCCACCAGUGGUUGUCAAGAAAAGAAUUGUUGACCUGCCUCAUUUCUCCAAAGCAGCAGAACAAGUUUUAAAUUCUAUGCUCAACGACACCAUCAAUAAUGAGUUAAGUAAGAUGUUACCGAAGCUCAUGAAGAAACAAGACCAUGAGAAUAAACGAAAGUAUCUUAUUUCAUCGAUAAGUAAGGAUAUAUAUGAAAAACUCAUGUCUGAAUAUAUCCAUCAGAAGGCGCUAGAAAGCUAUGCAGAUUCGAUUUACAGUAAAAAGUUGAAAUUGAAUGCUAUUAGAAAUCUAGUGAAAACUGGAAAGAUGUGUAUUUCGAAACAAAAAUUAAAGAAAAGAAAAUUGAAUGAACUUGAACUGAUUACAUUUGAUAAUAAUGCAACUAGAAAGAAGGUGAAACAUGCACAACCAAUUAAGAAACCUAAGGUAGAAUUAGACCUGAUAAAUUACAUUGAUGAAUCCCAAAAAUCUAUUCAAGACUUGUGGGAACCGAUUAAUUUGCAAAAUUUUAUUAAUAAGGUAUCAAAGAAAUUUAAGGUUAACAUUCAAUCAAAAGACAUUGAACUCAAUUUUUUACUAUUGAUUGAGAAUUGGGAUUCGGAUUAUUCUAAGUGGUUAAAUAACAAGUUGAGUCUUCGGAUCAAUCAUGAAAGACUUCAAUAUGAAAAUAUAUUACGUACUGAUAAGUUACGUUUGACAUUCACAAGUCUCCCACCUACAUAUGAUAGUAACAACAAAUUCUUCUCCAAAUCACCUUUCAUAUUGUUUGAUUGUGGGUUUACAACCAUGCAACAAGUUUCGGAGUAUAGUUCGAUUCAUUCAAAAUUGGAAUCUGACAAGUUGAAACUUACCAAACUUGUGAAAUUGAUAAAUUCUUAUAGUUUCUAUAAAGUUCAGAUUGCAAUUUUGUAUUGGGAUAUCAGUGAAGUUGGGUUAACAGAGGAAAAUGUCUGGACAGCACUUGAUUUGGAAAAAUAUAGGGAGAAUAAUGCAAGUGGCCAAAAUAGUGUUCAAGAUAUAUUCAUUUGUGACAUGACUUUACAAGAUCCACCACUUGAUGGGAAUAUAUUAGGAGAAAACAUUAAUCGUAGGUUGGAAAAUGUUUUCGAAAUACUUGCUACGAAUUUCCGAGGUUCACUUUCAAAUAGAGGAAAUCGUAAAUUGGAAAAGAAAAAGAAUAAUAUGUUGAUAAAGCAGUCAAAUGCAACGGAGGCAAGAGCACUGUCUGUGGAACUGACAGAUUCCGUAUUCAAAUCUACAAUUGAAAAAUCUUACAGAGACAAAGAAGCUGAACAAAUAUCCUCAGCAAAGGCUCUACGUAAGUAUGAUUACCUUUCAAAACAUAUGGCAAGUAACACUACAGGAAGUCAAAUUGGUGGACAUACUAAUAAUUCCGCUAAUAGCACUGCAUUUGUUACUGCAAGUAAUAAAUCUCAAUUGUUUCCUAGGACCUUUUUAAACACCACAAUGAAUGAUACUACCAUGAAUAAUGUGUCAAUUCUUGGAGGCUUUGGGAAUGGGAUUGUUGGAGCAAGUACACCAUGUAGUUCUCCUGGUAAAAUCAAAAAGCCAAGUAUGAAUAACAUUCCUAAAGGGUUGCAAGAAUUGCGUGAUCUUGCCCAAGGGAUUAAACGGAAAUACGCAAAGAAAUAA